This is a messenger RNA of Limanda limanda (common dab), 4235 nucleotides long. RefSeq names its product coiled-coil serine-rich protein 1 (gene ccser1). The coding region runs from base 2 to 3085 and encodes 1027 amino acids. The record is from RefSeq and is a predicted model, not a curated record. The transcript is spliced from 10 exons. Lineage: Eukaryota; Metazoa; Chordata; Actinopteri; Pleuronectiformes; Pleuronectidae.
AAUGGGUGAAUCCGGCUCUCGUCGCUCCACACUUGUUUCCCGCCUGCCGAUCUUCCGCCGCAGCAACAGUAAGAGGCAGGAUUCUCUCCCCUCCUCUCCCUCUUCAGGUGGAGUGGGAAAUGGUGUCCACACUUCCUCGCCCUCCAGCACUAACUCCAGCUCUGGCAGCACAGGGAAACGCCGGAGUCUCUUCCGCACUCCGUCUCUUAGUUUUACGAGUAAACGGAACAGUGAACCCCGUGUGCAGCCAAUCAACCUUAACCUCACUCCUCCACUGACACAGAGCACUGACGCUAAUGGAAAUAACCAGCAGUCGAUAACAUCGUCAGUGUCGACAGGGUUCAGUGAUGGCGGCGGACGACCCAAGUCGCGCCACUCGUUUGGGUUCGGCAGCCACAAGCAGAAGAAAAUCACACGUUCCCAGACCGAGGAUUUUGAGAAAGUAUCCUCUUCCUCCUCCACAACCAAUCGAAAUGUGUUCAUAAACUGCAUCAGUGGCUCGGGGGUCAAUGAGGGCGAUGACUCCGGGUUCCUCGAUGACUACAGCGGUGGCAGUAAUAACAAACGCUCGUCACGCCAGAAGAAGACGCUGCUGCCCAAGUCUUUCUCGGCUCACCACCGCUUCUCGCGCAACUCCGAUCACCACAGACCGCCAGAGGUGAAACUGGAACCUCCCAGCUCCACCACCACCACCACUCCCACCAUCACUCCGGGGGCAGGGGGACUCACGCCAGGGUCAUGGCCAGGCGAGCUGCUUGGAGCCAGUGGCGAGAGCUCACUCCAGUCCCCUAUGAUAUCAGAGGAUCGGACUACAGCCAUCACCCCUUCAGAGUUCGUCCCAAUCACGGAGGAUUCUGUAUCGGAGGUGGAUGCUCUGCCAGCUCCCAGCCCCGGCUCUGCUUUAGCCCCCGGACCUGUGUCUGAUCCUGGGCCGGCUACUGACCCAGCUCCACCUGACCUGCCAUCUGUUCCAGAGAGCUUCAGCCUGGCGGUCUCCACCUCCCAGGUUUUUUUCACUCCGGCUCAGUCCAGCACUGAGAAGCCAUUACUCCCCGACACCAGCACAGCCAACACCACAGACUAUGAGACUGCCGUUUCCCUUUCCGAGCCCGAGACAGCUGUACUCUGCCUUCCUCUGCCCGAACAAUCACUGGAAGAGAGGAAGGAGAGGGAGGAGGAGAGAAAGGAAGCGAAGAAAGAGGUGUCAGCAGAGGAGAGGAAGAAGAAGAAGAAGGAGGUGGUGGUGGAGGUGAGGAAGGCGGGGUACCUCACAGAGACCACGAGUGAGAGCGAGGCAGGCGGGGGGCGCAGCGAGGGUUGCCACUCUAAUCCAGAUCCCUCGGACCGGAGGGUGAGACACACGCUUUCGGUGCAAGAAAGAGGAAAGUUCUGCGGCUGCCACGAACCCAGGCCGUCCCACUUGAGGAAACCACACACAGCCUCUAUGUGCAGCAGCGUCAGCCCCUAUCAUGAGGUGAUGAGGAUGGAACGGCGUCUUCGCUCCUCGUCUGAGGGGGCAGGUGGGCCUCGUAUCCCAGGCAACCACAGGGAUGCCCGGGGCAUGGAGGGAUGUGGUCUGCUCAAACACCGAAACAACUCUUCCUCAUCAAAGCUGGGAAGUCUGGACGUGUUAAACUACCUGGGCUCCUCAGAGCUGGAUGAAGAUGACCUGAUGUUAGAUCUGGACCUCUCUGACGAUCAGCGGCAUCGCCACGUGUCCAGAGAAGACUCCAGUCAGUCCCUGGCCUCUUGUCUCAACCUGCUGCCCUCUCCCAUGGACCCAUCAGCAGACCGCAUCCUGGGGAAAGAAAACAAUCAGAGGGAGCCCAGCCGUCCGACUACCCUGCUGCCUGCUGACUGGAGCUCGGGGCUGGGUUUUGGGAGGGAAGACGAGUCCUUACCCCCAGGGCUGGAAGCGCUUCCACUGCGACUGAUGCAGCAGGACUGUACGGCUGUCAAAACCCUGCUUUUAAGACUGAGACGCACACUGCAGGAGAGCGCAGAGACGAGUCCUGCCAGCAGCCUCCAGUCUCUACCCAUCAGCCCUUGCAGUGAAAAGUCCCUUCCGUUCAAGGAUCCUGGCAGAGAGGAGGCCUUGUUGCAACAACUGAGGGAGAAAGACGAGCUGAUUCUCCGACUCCAGAGUGAACUGGAGAAUGCCAAAGCUGCCCUGAAGAUGAAAGACCGCCAAAUGACUGACCGCGUAACACAGACCGAGCACAUGGGGCCAGAGACCAAUCAUCCAGGCCGGUGGUCAGGACUAGGCAGCAGCAGCAGCAGCAGUCUGGCCCCAAGGGACCGAAGGGUAGUGCGGGUUGUGGGGGCAGCGCCCGCAGGGGACCUGUGUAACCAGCACGUCCUCCAUCACCAUCCACCUCUGCACGGCCACCCUCCUGCCUCCGAGCGACACGCUGCCAGGGAAGAGCGCCACUGUCAUGGGGCCCUGGGCCAGUCUUCAGCCCGUUACCCAGCAUCCCAUCUGGCUCCGGGCUCCUCCAGCCUGUCCCCUGCCGCCACCGCUGGGUCAGCCCCGGCCUCACCUUGUACUCCAGCUCAGCUUCUAGUGUCGCACCCGGGGCCCGAUCCGAAUCACUGCCCGGGCUCCGGGUCGGCGGCCGCUAAUCUCACCGUGAUCCCGUGUCUAUCCUCCAGGCAGCCAGAGGGGGUGUCCUCCUCCUCUGAGUCCCUAACUGUAGGAGGAGGAGGAGGAGGAGGAGGAGGAGGAGGAGGAGGAGGAGGAGUGAGUCUGUCAGGUGGAGUGAGGAGAGCAGGAGGAGAGCACUACCCCCCCAGCCAUAUUCCCCGCGCAGUCAUGGCCAGCGCCUCCUCCAGCCUCCACAGCCUGGCGGGCCGGGGGAGCCCCUCUCCCAGCGUCUCGUCGUCCGACCAGGCCUCCCCUCCCCCUCCCACACCUUCCUCCGCCUCCUCGUCCUCGUCCUCCUCCUCGUCCGCCACAUUCACGGGUCGUUUAGGACAGCCCCCCCGAGGCCCUCUGUCCCUGCACAGCUACAGUCGUAAAAACGUCUUCCUCCAGCAUUCCCUACAUACUGCCGAACUGCAAGCUCUGACACAGCGAGACAGUUGAGAGGGAUCAACCACAAGCAGCCAUAUUAUUGACUCGAGUGACAAAAUGUGUGACUUUAGAGAAACACUGCUGCUCCUUCGGAACAAGUCUCUUGAAUUUCACCGUCUCCGUUUCUCCGACACAUGAACAGCACGUAGUUCCAAUCCCACCGGUUUCUCUUCACUUUGCUCACCAACCCCUCGGCUGACAUUCUGUUCGAAGGCUCGCUCGCUUAAACACAUGAUCAUUCGCAGGUGCACAAGCGCAGGCUGCGAGUGUGAAAAAGGCACACACCCGUCUGUCAGAACUCCCACGUAGUGUCAUGCUGACAAUUUAGAUGUGCUUACGCCCACAGAGACACACAAAGUGCAGCGCAGAGACUCACAACCCUUCCACAGAGACACACACUUACACUCUCAGGCAGAUAUCUCCACUUGUAUCUCUGCUUCGCAAUCUGUACAAACAGGGUUUUCAAACCAGGACAGAGACGUGAGGUUUCUAUUUGUUUGUGCUUUUGUCGGUGAUAUUUUUUUUUUUUUAUUCCUUGAGGUUAAUACUUUUUACCAGUUUAAACCAUGGGCUGCUGAAGGAACUAUGGGAAAUGACCGUAGUGUGUGCUGGUAAGGAUUUAUUCUCACAUGGCCAAAACCCUACGUCAGAUCCACUCCACAUUCCUUAACGUCCACUUAGGAGUCAUCUGCAUCCACUACCCUCGUACUGCAUGCUUUUUAAAAUGUAAGGGAAAUACAGGUGGGCCUUUUCUACUGCAACAACACCGGGGUCCGGGGUCUUUUGAUAAUGUUUCAGUAUCAACUCUCACCUCAGUGUUUCAAGAAGGGAAUCGAAAACAUGCUACGACCUCGAAGAAAUGUGCUUUGAGAAGUUGUCGAUCCCACAUAACGAAGAGAUCACUUAUUCUCUCAGAGUAACUGGACCACUGUUUUUAAAAGAAAGCAAUGUUGCAAUAUUACCCCCUUAUAUACAAGAAUGAAGAUGUGUUUGCAAUGUUAGAAUAGUACAGUACAAAAUUAUCAAUUCACCCUUAUGAUUAGAAACAUUAUUCUGAAUUAUUAUCCCUGCAGACUUGGCGAACAAGAUCAAAACACAUGUGUGAAGAGAAAAAGGAUAUGAAAUCUGGAACAACCAGCAUUGUGUAUGUUUUUCCAAAAUG